CCCUGAGUGCAGCAGCUGUAGGCUUUCUGUACAAACAGGGCAGCAAAUUCUUCCCUAAUUUUCUCUUUCCUGUUUAGGAUCAGCCUCUUUCCUAAUGUGUGGAGGUGUAUGUAUGGGGGGAUGGUAGUACCGGUCCAGAGUCUGCAGCCUUCUUAGGUGUGGUAUAUGUGCUCAUUGUAUGCAAUAAAUAGGCCAUGGCUUUUUUGUUCAUGUGCUUGAAGACACUCCCCAACACCUGGUGACGUAGCCAAGGGAGGGAAAAAGCAGCUCAUCUAGCCUGCCACAGCUUUUUCUCAAUCCUUGGGAAACAUUGAACUUUCAAAGCAGAGGAAAAGGAGCUUGACAGAGUCCCUUCCAGCCUGGUGAUGUAUGGCGUGAUUCAACAGGAGCUUUUGGACCAGAAAAAUGCAUCCCAUGGGAAUUGCAGAAGUGUUGCACGAAGGCAGUGUUUCCAAUGAAGUGAGGAAUGUCACUAUCCAGGCAUUUGUCCAGGCCCCUGCAUUUGCUGAGAAAAAAAAUGUUUUACAGUUGCGGCUGCAGCAGCGAAGAAGCAGAGAACAGCUCACCAACCAGGGAAUCAUGCCACAUGGGGAAACUGAGACUGAAAGAGAUAACAGCUUUCCCAAGGCCACCCACUCUGAAAAGCCCCUCUUCCUUUCAUGAGCAAAAGAAGAGCUUGGAGAGAGCCAAGGCUGAAGAUUUUUUAAAGCACAAGAUCCGGAACAGAUCUGAGCACUCUGAAUUGGUUGAUAUGCACAUUUUAAAGGAUUCAACUGCAGAAGAGUCAAUUCAAGCUACUCAGAUGAAACUGAAAAGAGCCCGUCUUGCAGACAAUCUGAAUGAAAAGAUUGCUCUUAGGCCAGGUCCUUUGGAGCUGGUGGAGAAGAAUAUCAUUCCUGUGGACUCUGCUGUGAAGGAGGCUAUCAAAGGUACUCAGAAGAACUUAUCCAAAUCUUCGGAUGCCUUUGCUUUUGAAGAAGACAGCAGCAAUGAUGGGAUGUCCCCAGAACAGGUCCAGAGUGAGGAUUCCCCAGAGUCCACAGAGUCAGCAGCAGGAACCAAAAUUUCAGAAACAGUGUUCCCCUCAGCAGCGGGGUCAACUCAGGGACAUCUCUGUGGCUCUGAAAACAAUACAUCUCUUCAGAACAGCCAGCCAGAAAGUCCAAAACAGCUGAAUGGGCAACAGACAUCUCCUAUCACUAUGUCCACAUCUGCAAAGUCCAAGUCAACAAGUGACAGCAAGAAUCGGCAUAAAAAGCCCAAGGAGAUGAAGCCCAAAGUGAAGAAGCUAAAGUACCACCAGUACAUUCCCCCAGACCAAAAAGCUGAGAAGUCUCCCCCUCCUAUGGACUCGGCCUAUGCUAGGCUCCUGCAGCAGCAGCAACUUUUCCUCCAGCUCCAGAUCCUCAGCCAGCAACAACAGCACCGGCACCAGCAGCAUUUCAACUAUCCUGGGUCACAUUCCACUUCGCUGAAGCAACCAAAUGAGCAGAUGACCAAAACUUCAAGCUCUUCCCCAGCAGCAGCCACUAACCACAGCCUUUCUCCUGUGAAGGGCACCUUUUCAGGACAAUCCUGCAUUUCGUCUCUCAAACCAGGUCCUCUUCCAUCCAAUCUAGAUGACUUAAAAGUGUCGGAGCUAAGGCAGCAGUUGCGAAUAAGGGGCCUUCCGGUAUCAGGUACAAAAACUGCUUUGAUGGAACGUCUGCGACCCUUCCAAGAGUGCAGUGGGGGCUCGGUGCCCAGCUUCAGUGAAAUAACCACUGUCACCUUCCCAGUGACCCCAGCUAGCUCUCUUUCCAGCUACCAGUCACAGUCUUCCACCAGUCUGUUGUCCAAUGGCUUUUACCACUUUGGAAGCACCAGCUCUACUCCACCCAUUUCCCCUGCUUCCUCUGACCUGUCAGUGAAUGGCUCAUUGCCGGACAGUUUCAAUGAAGGACCAAUGUCUUCCCCGCAGUUUGUCUUGCAUCCUUCUCCUGCGCAAGGCGCGUGUGAAGAGAGCUUGAUGGGAAGUGUCAAUGGAGCUGGCAUCCAGCUCGAUGUGGAAAGGGUUGACACAGAAAAGGACAAGAUGCUGGUGGAAAAACAGAAAGUUAUCAAUGAGCUAACCUGGAAAUUGCAGCAAGAGCAGAGGCAGGUGGAGGAGUUGAGGAUGCAGCUCCAAAAGCGCAAAAGAAGCCAUGGAUUGGAAGAAAAGCAGACCACAUCCCAUUUCUUUGGCUUUCCAAUCAAACAAGAAAACGCAGUGUCCAGCUGCCCCUUUGCCUCCAAGCACGUUGCCUUGAAAGACCAGGCCAGCAGCUCUGACACGCGAAGUAACUGUGGGACAGCAUCUCAGCUGCCCCACCUUGGAAAUAGCCAUUGCAUGGAAACUUCGGGACAAAAUGGCAUACUGUCCUCCACAUUCCUAAGCCCACAGUGCUCUCCCCAGCACUCGCCAUUAGAGGCAACAAAGAGCCCACAGCACAUCAGCCUCCCUCCUUCGCCCAACAGCCACUACCUUCUCCCUGUGUCUCCCAGCGCUCAGACAGAAGGACACAGUUCCCCACAGCCCAGCAAUCGCCUGUGCACAGCUCCGAUACCUACACAAGGAGGCCAGAAGUAUCCUAUCCUGUCCCCCAGCUUUUGUAAGUCAAGCACUGCCCUCCCAGAGGGAAAGCAGCCACCGCCAUAUGCUGAUGCUGUGAAACAGCAGAUGACCCGAAGUCAGCAAAUGGAUGAGCUGUUGGAUGUGCUUAUUGAAACUGGAGAAAUGCCUGCAAAUGCCAGGGAAGACCGUCCUUGCCUUCAGAAGGUGCCUCAGAUAACUGUGUCUUCAGGGACCCCUGGAACAACUUCCUUACUCAAGGCAUCUGCUUCGUUUGAACAAGGUGCCUCAAGUCAGCUUCCAUUCGAACACUGCCCUGGCAGCAAUGAUAGUCAUCUGGAAAUCUUAUUGAAUUCCCACAGUCCUCUGGGUCGAUCGAGUGAAAUCGCCCACUUGAAGGUGGGUGGUGAGGAACCUCACUUUGAAGGGGUGAUAGAAGGAUUUUCUAGCAAAGCUGCAGAGGACCUCCUGACACCCCAUGAGAUCCUGCCAACUCCCCUCUCCCCCAUGGAGACUCAGUUGUCUCCUUCUUCUGGUGAAGGAUCAGGUUUGCACAUGAGCUUCACAGAGUCUCCUUGGGAAACAAUGGAAUGGCUGGACCUAACUCCACCAAGCUCAGCCAAUGGUUUUGGUUCCCUCACCACCACAGGGCCAAGCAUCUUCAACAUUGAUUUCUUAGAUGUUACAGAUCUCAACUUGAACAGCACCAUGGAUCUGCACCUACAACAGUGGUGAACAGAAUAAGCUUUAUGAAUAGGAAUGCGGCCAACUACCAAGAAAAUCCCAUUUGAGGGGUUACAAGAGCUCUCGUGUCAUUGUGGGAAAAGAAACUGGAGUCACUUUUCCCAGAACAUAAUUUAUCUCUUCAUGACACAUGGUUUCACCAAAGAAUUGUCCCCGCCACCCCCACCCCCCACACACACCCUAAGACUAAGCCAAACCAGCACUCCACCCUUAGCAUGAAAUUUUCCUCCUCUUCACUGAGCAAAUUCCAGCAAACAGCUGCCUUCUAAAUCUCUCUCAAGGAAGAGUCUCUCUGCACUAGUUUAUUUGGUAUGUACCUGUCAGUAUUAUCCCUGUCCUACAUGGUAGUCUUUAUCAAGUUGUUGUACUGUAUUGUCCCUAUUGCUUUGUCUAUCCAACCAUUUCAUUCCCCUGUGGUGUCUACUACACCAUCUGGGAACCAUCACUUUUUAUUAGCAUCCAUUUAAAAAGCUUUCUAAGGACUAUCUGACCAGUAACCACCAAGCUCUUAGUAGCUUUGCUAAUAGCUCAAAUCACUUUCAGAGCCAGGGCUGGGCAUCACACAACUCACAGUAGCAGCCUAUCACCAGCAUCCAUGCCUCUGAAGUUUUGAUGGACUGCUCCUUUUCCUCUGUCAUUUCAGGAAGAGAGGCAGAUACUCCGCCUUUUGAAAUUCAAUAGCAAUAAUAGCAAUGGCAUAUCCUGCAAUAAUGUAGACCAGACCUGCUCAACCUGUGGCUCUCCAAGUGUUUUGGACUUCAGUUCCCAAAAUUCCUGACCAUUGGACAAGCUGGCCCAAACAUAUGGAGGGCCGCAGGCUGGGGGGCAUGCUUUUAAUUCAGUUCCUACUCUAAGGUUUCUAAAUAUUUUCUUAAUCCUAUCCAUUGUUUUGCUAUUUUCAAAAGUUGUUGGAACAAUUACUAAAACAGAAUUACAUUUUUUGUAAUGGAAAAAAAUCCAUAGUAAAAGUGAAGGAAUGCAGAAAUUAGAAAGUGGAUUGGAAACAGGAGGGAGAUGUUUCAAGGCCCACAUGAAAUUUCACUUCCUUUACUAAGUAUAUUGCUCACAUCUUUGAUUUUUAACUAAACUAAAAAUAUAGAAACAUAUCUGGGUUAUUUGCUAUACAUGCAACUUUGCAAUAACUAGCAAAAUUCCUUCGAUUCUGAUAUAUUUGGUUUGAUAUUUUGACCAUAAUUAUUCCCUAUGAAUAUUAAGAAAGUGGAAGUAUUCCACCAAAAUCUAUUUGGAUUUGGUUUCCAUUGUUUUAUGUGUGCAUACCAAGUAAUCUUAUUCAAUUUAUCUAACUCCCAAUGUUUGACGUACCAGUUUUUGAGAGGCAUCUUUCAUUUUCUUAAUCUUUUGCAUAUUAUUCUUCCAACUGAAAGAUUUCCUCUUGUUUCUUAUACUCUUAAGAAUUGUUAUUCUUCAAUCCAAUAAUGGAAUGUAUAUUAUACCAAGCCAAGCUGCCAGAGUACUACUAGAAGCAUCUUUGUUUUUUCUAAGUUAAAGGUAUAAGAUACCAAAACAGAUGGGUUGGGGACUUAAUAAGGGUUCCUGACAUUCCAUAAAUUUACAUUAUCUCUUUUCUCUAGUACACAUCCAUAAAAGUGCCUUUAAUGUCAAUUUAAUGAGCACUUGCUCGUGUGUAUUGACAAUGACUAGAGCCAUUUGCAACACCAACCAUGAAUCUUAGCUAGCAGUGUGGAAUGGACCACCACUGAUAUGGAUAAGAAAGGAAGACUGAAAGGGAUGGAGUUCUACACUUGGAGAUCUUCCCAUAUCUGUGGGGUCAGGCAGGUCCCACAAAGGACGGAAAAUGUACCCGCCUUGAAACAGGUAGACUUGUUCCCUCCACCACCAGCACUUUCUAUCCUUGCCACUGAGCCUUGAAAAUGGCAGUUUCCUAGCCAAAGAGACUUCCUUCUCUACCUCCAUAGUACUGUUCUUCCAAAUAUAAGCCAAAGUCGGGUGAUGUCAAAUUAGAUAAUGGGUUCCUUGUUUUCAGACAUUGUACUAUCCAUUCAGUUCUUUUCAAAUUUGAAUUCCAUAGCUCCCAUAAUUUUUUUAGCCUUAACACUGAAUAUUAAAGAUCAAGAUAAGAAUUGCACCACUGUCAAUUGGAAAGGCCAUUUUUAUCUUCAGAUUAUUAUUAUUUUUGCUUAGAUUUUUAAAAAUAUGCAUCCUAAUUUUAGUGAAAUACCUAUACCCUGGUUUGUUACUCAAUUCUUCUCUACAUUUCAGCAAUUCAGCCAGAGCAGCAUUUGAAUAUUUAUUUAUCCUCAUGAUGCUAUUGCACAGCAAUAGCAUUUUAAUUUCUUGUUCCCAGGAUCAAAUUUUGGAUUAUGUCAUAUAAAUUUUGUCUCUAAACAUAGGCAUAAGGGGCAACCUUGAUUCUUGCUCUGAGUCAGCCCAAAUUUUGGUAACAGUUUCUUGUUAAUGAAAAUCUUAACCAGGAAUAAAUCUGCAGUGCAAGACACUAUCUGAAAUUUGAACCAAUACAUAAUUGAUCUAUUGAGAAAAGGAGACAGAACCACUAUGCACAGUUGAAAGCUUUUUCAUAAGUGAUAUUAUCUUGAAAGGGCUACCCAACUCUUCAAAUCAUUUGUUUAGACAAUGUAGAAACAAGUUCUAAUAAUUUCCAAAACAUUUAUUCUAUUUUCUUUUCCAUUAUGGAGAAUCUUGAAUCAAAUUUCUUGUUUCUUCCCACAUUCCUUGCACAGAUUUCAGUGUUUAAAAGUUCUGAAUUUAUCUUUACACAUUUCUAUUAUUUUUCUAGGUCUCUGCUUUAACCCAUAUUACCACUUUGUUCCCUAAUUCUCCAGUUUAUGAAAUACAACUUUUUAAAAAGAGAUCAAGUUCCCUCUGGAUUUCUCUAUUAAGAAAACUAGUUGUUAAAUAAUUUAAUUUAAUUGUGAUUUUUAAAGAAUAUUAUUUAUAAUUACAAUAUAAAAGUAAUUUUAUUAACAACUUGGUACUAAAUGUGUUUUACUUAUGAAACACACUAGUUUAAACAUGAAUACGUACAUGUAUAAAUAAUAAGCUAGAAAACAGUUACUCAUCACUUUAAAAUUUUCUAAUUAAUUUGUUGGACCAAUUCAUUAAUUUCUAAUUAAUUGGUCCUCUAAAUUAACUAGAGUUGCCAUACGCUUCUGUGAGGAUGUACUUCAUAUAUUCUGGUAUCAAUUUAUAAUUUGACUUGGGUUUCUUUUUUCCCAACACAGAGCUUUGUUAGCCUACUAACUACAGUUUGCCUAUGCACAAAUGUUUAUUAGCCAUAUAAGUAACUCUCCUUGAUUCACCAUCUUAACUUUUUACUCUUUCCCUGUGUACCUUUCAUUCUAGCAUUUUCAAAACAUCUUUCUCCCCAAUAAAAUAUAAGGCUUUUGACUUUUCCCAGUAGCCUUCAUGCAGAAUGCCUGGCUCUAAGAAGUCAGGAAUAGGCUUUGUUUAAGAGAAAAGACUAAUCUUUUUCAACAUUCCCAUCCACGUGCAAGACUGAGGGACACAGUAAAGCAAAAAUCCAGAUGAUACUUUAAAUGUUACUAGUUUAGUUCUAAUUCCCAAAAGUGCCACCAUACUCGUAUAAAACUUGGGAGAUUGUGCCUUUAAAAAGAAAUGCAAACCGGCUUAUUUUAACAAAAUCAAGGAAUCAGCUCUUUCUGUAAUGCCAUGAGACAGGCUUCAAAGUCUCAAGGAUACCUCAAAAACCAUAGCUGUCUUAAACACAAACACCAGAAUAUUGCCUCUUAACACAUUGGUUUUUAAAAACAAAUUGUAACUACUGAAAUUGAAAUCUAUGUACUGUAAUCCCAUGCAUUUCUAUUCUUAAACUAGGCCUACUAAAUUCUAUAGAAUUUAUUAGGAGAAAAUUCCUGAGGGUUUUUGUUUUUUUUUAAGCAGGUGACUAGUUUCUGAAGAUAUUUGGAGACCUUGGCAAUAAGCAGGCAGUUGCCAAAGAUGGUCCAUCAGGAUUUCCAUGCAGAGUCUUGCCAGAAAAAAUAACAAAACUCCAAGGCAAAAUCCCAUCCUAUGCAGCAUGGCCUAGAAACUAUUCACACAGUAAAACAGGGCUUAACUUUUUCCACUCUGGACCCAUUUCCACACAAGAAAGUUUUAUGUGACCCAGGCAUAUAGGUAUAUAAAGCAGGUAUAAAAAGCAAAUAUUUACUGAUAACAAACCAGGAUUUGCAAGGCUUGCUAAACAGGCCCAUUUUCCUUUUUAUGAAGUACAGCUGAAGCAUCUUUUGCAGUCCACUGAAUGCCACUAUGUGGCUUAACACUUUAACUGCACAACAGAUUUGUGUAAAUGUACUAUAAUACAACAACUUGGUGAUAUUCAGAAAACAUUUAUUUUUGGCAAAAUAUUUGGGACCCCAACAUUGAGCUUAAGGAGAUCCCAUUUGGGGCCAGGGCCCACAGUUUAAGGAGCCGUGAAAGAGAUAGGCAAUCAGUGUUUUACCUAACACAACACUUCACUUUCUGAUAAUAUUAAAAACAUAUUAAAGCACUUUAAAGUGCUGCAACUUGGUCAGGGAAUUUGAAGCUGUAUUUUUUAAAAAGUUUUAUGAUACUUUUAAAAAAGUGACUUAAAUUAAAAGCAAUAUGGAUUUUUGAAAAGCUAUUUGAAAUAACCUUGCAACAUUUGUUCUAAAAUGGCUUUUCAUUUAAGCAUGGUUGUGUAAAUAUGUCAGGUUUUUUUUAAUUAGCAAAAGAAAUACUUUUAAGUACAAAUUAAAAGCUAGUUGGAGGGAAAACAAGUUAAUAGUGUGCCAAAGAAUGUGUGCAAAGCCAAUGCCCUUAAAAAGCAAUAGUCCUCAGACAAUAUAUACCUGUGGCAGCUAAACCUUUGUUCUUUCCCAAUUGUUUUCUGAAGACGGAAGAGAUGACAGAACUAUAGAAACCACACGUAUAGCAGUUUGAUAUCAUAUAAAAGUAUUUGAACAUACUGUGCCUAUUCUGCAGUUAACCACUAAUGUAGUAUCCUGCAGCAUCAUUUGUACAUGUUCUAGCAUAACAAGGCAAAGCAGAAUGGACCUCGGAUGGCCAACUGUAGUCCAGUACACAAUGCCAUUUUAAUAAUUUCUUCUUUUUGCUUAAAUGGUGCCUUCUUUCAAGUUGGAUGUUGUCACUGUCAUGGAGUCAUUCCUUCUACACGUUUGUGUCCGAGAUCAGUAUUAAUCAAAGCAGUCUUACUGAAGUCACCUUGAAAAUGUUUUUACCCUUCCCAUUCACAGUACUGUUAUGUAGCUACACAAUCCAAGACUCAGACACACAUGCCUUAGUGCCUUAGCCACAUGGCCAUUACUCUUUUCUAGAUUUCCUGCCAGGCCCCACAUGUUGCAAGUGGAGCUGAAUGAAAACCACAUGGAAGGUCUUCUAGAGAACAGCUGUGAAUCCAGGGUGAAAAGGAGGAGCUUGUUCUUCUAAGUUACUUAGCUAUCUUGCCGUGUUACAAUUCCCAGCUAUUACCUUUUGUUUCUUGUGUAAAUACCUGUGCAUUGCAAUUUCGAAAAGUCUGUUAGCACUGGUGGGGUGGAGGUUCACUUUAUGGCUGCUUUCUAUGGAUCUAAUCAUUUCAUGAAAUUUUGUAAAAAGCCAUAUUGCAAACCAAAUAUCAUACAAAAAUAUUUAGCAAACGAGUAUAUUUAAAACUUGUGUUACUGGAACAAAUGUUUGUUGAAAAACAAGACUUGUCACAAAGGACUGUGCUCACAAAUGCAUUUUUGACUGAAAAGCAGGAGAGUUCUCUCUACAGACUUCAGUGCCUAAACUCCUGAGGUUUAAGUAUAACGACUGGCUUUAAUAUUGCUGCAUGAUGUAUAAAAAGGUUAAAGUAUUUGUAAUGUCACUAUUUAAAGCAUGAUUUUUUUCUAUUGUACAAAUGUUCACAGUGCACUGAUAGAAUAGAACAAUCCUUCACGUGCUUAUUUUCCUUUUUUAAUGUUAAUAUCCAGAAUUAGAAGUCAUUCCAUUGAGACUUUUAAAAGCACUUGAAUCCUGAAUAGUUUUAGGUGCAACACUGUCAUGCGGUACUGUCAUGCGGGCUUUGAUGAUUAUUCUCCUUAUUUAAAGGGCUGCUGUCAACUGAACACUCAAAAUAAUACUGUAAAUAAAUACACUGCCUUACCUCUGUGACCAACACUGCCAAUACCUAUUAAAAGAAUCGGUGAUGUCACACUCA
Messenger RNA from Anolis carolinensis (green anole), 9515 nucleotides. RefSeq names its product myocardin (gene myocd). Gene Ontology annotation, cellular component: nucleus. The record is from RefSeq and is a predicted model, not a curated record. The transcript has 15 exons. Lineage: Eukaryota; Metazoa; Chordata; Lepidosauria; Squamata; Anolidae. Gene Ontology annotation, molecular function: transcription coactivator activity. Gene Ontology annotation, biological process: smooth muscle cell differentiation; positive regulation of transcription by RNA polymerase II; cardiac muscle cell differentiation. The coding region runs from base 467 to 3325 and encodes 952 amino acids.